AUGCCAGCGCCCCAUCUGCUGCCGAAGCGAGUCUUUGUCGGCGCCAUCAUCAGCUCGCGAUCAGCCACCGACCUGAGCAUCAUCGAACGCGGAAUUCUCGGCGUCGGCUCGGGCGGUGUCAUCCGCUUUGUGGAGGAUCUCGACGUGCUCGAGCGACAACUCCCUCGCCCUGCCUCUCUGUCCAACGCAAGCACCGGGACACCCUCGACCGAAUCGUCGGCCUCGACCGCCUCAAGUAGCACCGCCGAGGAUCGCUCCUCUACACCCGUACCCAUCCCUGGCUCCACCCAGUCCACGCUUCAAGAUGCACCGGAACUCACUUCCUUGGAAAUGCCACCCCCUGUCGUCCCCUCACGUCAUCCCACCACCAACGCUCCAAGUCACCUCGACGAGGCAUCGCAACGCGAGCAGCAGCUCAUCAAGCACGUCCUCGACAAGCACGGCUGGCGCAAGGGUCAGUACAAGCUCACACGCCUCCCGCCCGGCAGCUUCCUCUGCCCUGGCUUCAUCGACACACACACUCAUGCCUGUCAGGUGCCCAACAUCGGCCUCGGCCAGCAGUACGAGCUGCUCGACUGGCUUCAGCAUGUCACCUUUCCACGUGAGAGGAGGUUCGAAGAUGCCAGGUACGCUCGCAAGACGUACGAGUCGGUGGUGCAGCGUCUCAUCGAUUCAGGUACCACCACGGCGUGCUACUAUGCUACCCUGCACCUCGAAGCGUCCAAGAUCCUUGCCGAGAUCUGCAACGAGCGAGGUCAGCGUGCCUUUGUGGGAAAGUGUCAGAUGGACCGCAACUCGCCCAUCGACUACAUCGAGAAGAAUGCAUCGCAGUCGAUCGAGGAUACCAAGGAGUUUGUACGCUUCACAAGGAGUCUCAGGCCGUACGGACAGCCGCCCGACGUCUCUUCGCCUUCCAUGAGCCCCGCUGAUCUACACAGCACUUCACCCGAGAUGGACGCCAGCAUCGCUCGUCUCAGCGCCACCAUGGACGAACUCAUGUCGCCUACAGGCAGCAAGCCGCCUUCAGAAGCCGGCGGCAGUCCUUCCUCUGCCAAGAACAACCCUGCCAUCAAGUCGCUUUCCACCACAUCAAGGACAAGCGUACCGGUAGUAAGGCAGGCUAGCAGCGGCAGCAUUCGUUCCGCCCGCGAAAGCGGCGCCUCGACUCCGUCCAGGCAACGAGAACGCGAGCUAAACAAUGCGCUCGUCCAACCCAUCUUGACGCCACGUUUCGCCAUCUCGUGCACGGAUGCCAUGCUCACCGGAAUCUCUGCACUGCUCUCUCGCGAUCCCACUUUGCGCGUUCAAACCCAUCUCAGCGAGAACGAGGGCGAGAUCACCUUCACAAAGCAACUCUUCCCCUUUGCCAAGAAUUACACCUCCGUGUACGACCACUACUCCCUGCUCGGUCCACGCACCAUCCUGGCCCACGCGGUGCAUCUCGACGCCGACGAGCUCGCGAUCAUCAAGAAGCGCAAGUGCGGCGUUUCGCAUUGCCCUACGAGCAAUCUCAACCUGAGAUCGGGUGCGUCCCGUGUUGGAGAGAUGCUCAACAUGGGCAUCAAGGUUGGACUGGGUACGGACGUUUCCGGUGGUUUCGGACUGGGUAUGCUAUCGGCGAUCAGAGAGGCGAGUGUCGUCGCCAAGGUACUGGCUUUCCAACGCGCUCAGGCCGAGUCGAAGGAGAAGGAGGAGCAGAACGCGCUCUCGGCCACAGCUCCACCGACGAGCGAGCAGGCAGCUCAGCAAGCGCAGCAACCGCUCGCCGGUGCAGCCGCUGUCGAUGGACGAUACGCUGGUCCCCCCGUGGCGGGUCAGUACCAGCCUAGGAAACCGCACUCGGUCACCACCUCGAGCCUCAACACGGUCGAAGUCUCGCAAUCCGUCCAGGAUCCCGCCUCGUCGCUCACCAACAGAGCUACGGUCGACUUCACCAAGGGUCCGCUUAGCAUCGCCACCUUGUUCUACCUCGCCACGCUCGGCGGUGCCGAGGUAUGUGCGAUGGUGAGCAGGAUCGGAUCGCUCGAUGUGGGCAAGGAGUUUGACGCGCUGCUCGUGCAGACGACGAGUCACUGGGGUCCCGCGGGAUACACGGGUAACCCGGGAUGCUUUGUCGAAGAGGACGAUACGUUGCCGGACGUGUUCGAGAAAUGGAUGUUCACGGGUGACGACAGGAACAUCGGGACCGUGUUUGUCAGGGGCCGAGUGGUGGGUGGUGCUAAGCCGUUGCGGGAGUAG
Messenger RNA from Pseudozyma hubeiensis SY62, 2238 nucleotides. RefSeq lists its product as hypothetical. The transcript has a single exon. Gene Ontology annotation, cellular component: cytosol. Gene Ontology annotation, molecular function: guanine deaminase activity; zinc ion binding. Lineage: Eukaryota; Fungi; Basidiomycota; Ustilaginomycetes; Ustilaginales; Ustilaginaceae. The record is from RefSeq and is a predicted model, not a curated record. The coding region runs from base 1 to 2238 and encodes 745 amino acids. Gene Ontology annotation, biological process: guanine metabolic process.